AUGUUGCUAGUUCUUGUGUUUUUUCAAAUUAUAAGUUUUACUUAUGGAGAGUUUCAUGGUAUGGAAGAGUCCACAAAAUUAUUUCUCAACUGCGAGGAAGUGCAUAAAGAUGACGCACCAAAUUAUGCCAACAAUUUCCAAUGCCUCAUGGAACAUUAUAAUUUAACUGAAACCCUUGAGGAUGUUAUGUGGAAAAUGAAUCAAAUUCAGCAGCUUUUGGAUCAAAUUUCCGAUGAUCAGAAAUAUAAACCUUCGCCCUUUAAAAAUAUAGAUGACAUUUUGGAGGUGCCGAUUGAGAUUUCCCAACAAAAUUGCCAAACAAAGCGACAAAUUCUGCAAGCCAUACGCCGAAAACUGGAAUGGUAUAAUGUGAUGAACGAUAAGAAAACUACGCUUUUUGCCUGGCCCUCGAAUUCCGAUGUACAUAAGGCUGCGAUUUCCAGUCUUUAUUCAAAAACAUAUCUGAGUGGCGAUUACACAAGAGUUUUGAACGGAAUCCGAUGUCUGCUGGCAAAAGCCAUCCGAAAUACAGGUAAUAAAUUAAGCUUUUAA
Molecule: messenger RNA, 552 nt
Organism: Drosophila takahashii
Lineage: Eukaryota; Metazoa; Arthropoda; Insecta; Diptera; Drosophilidae
Source: RefSeq, a predicted model, not a curated record